This is a messenger RNA of Frieseomelitta varia, 1022 nucleotides long. RefSeq lists its product as uncharacterized. The coding region runs from base 134 to 955 and encodes 273 amino acids. The record is from RefSeq and is a predicted model, not a curated record. NCBI's taxonomy places the organism in Eukaryota, Metazoa, Arthropoda, Insecta, Hymenoptera, Apidae. The transcript is spliced from 5 exons.
CUUCCCUAUUAUCCUCAAUAUGUAUCCGAUAUAGUAUUAUAUCAAUUUCUUUCUACCAGUACUUAAGUUGACACUAAUGAAUGUUUAAAAUAUUUAAUUGCGUAAAGUAAGAAAGAAGUUCAUUAGAAAGAUAAUGGACGUGGACGAAUCCUUAGAUCCGAAAGAAUUAAAACUUACUCUCGAAACGUAUAAAAAAUUGGCAAAUGAUUUUGCAAAUCAUGAUACAAUUUUGAAGGAUAAAACAGUUUUGUCGUAUGUAGCAUACGUUUUAGAAGUACCCGAUAUUGAGAUUGUUAAUUUGAGUUUAGAUAUUUUGGAAUUAUUUGUUAAAAAUGUGGAUAAUUAUGUACAUAUAACCUCUACUUUCGGAGUUCGUGAAGCGCUAGACGCAAUUAUAAAUAAAUAUAAUGUAGAUGAACCAAAGAUAUCUAAACGAGCACAAUGUAUAAAAGAUGAUAUAGAAAGAAUGAAACCACCAAUAUAUAAUUUACGUAGCAGGUGUAGGAGAGUCAUAGAACCUAAAAAGUUGAAGACCCAUGUGAUUGUAUUACAUGUUCAAGGUUUAUUGCCGGAAACUCGAGCAGAGUUAGAGGCAAUAUUAAUAAGAAUUAAUGGAUUAGUUUCUCUUGUAGUCGAUGUAGAACAUCAGCGUGUUACAAUGCGUACUUUAAGUUAUGUUACUGCAAAACAAAUUGCAGAAGCAAUACAAAAAAAUUCUGAGAAUAUGGAAGCAAGAUUAGUAACAAGAAAUAAAUUUAAUCAAGAGUAUCUUGUUAAAUUGAUUCAUACAGGAAAUAAUGGUGAUACUGAAGACAUGCCAGAUUACUUACCUGAAGAAGAUGAGCAAGAAGAUGAAAAGGAGGGAGUUGUAUCACUAUUGACUGGAUUAAGACAAAGUGCUUCAUCAUUAUACAAAUCCACUGCUGAAUUUCUACAUAAUUCAUUUUAUUGGUAAAUUUGUAAAUUCCAAUAUAUUAAAUACUAUUUUUUAAUCUAUUAUCAAUGAACAAUAGAAAUAGAAU